This is a messenger RNA of Trichomonas vaginalis G3, 564 nucleotides long. RefSeq lists its product as uncharacterized. Bases 1 to 564 code for a protein of 187 amino acids. The transcript has a single exon. The record is from RefSeq and is a predicted model, not a curated record. Lineage: Eukaryota; Parabasalia; Trichomonadida; Trichomonadidae.
AUGUUAAGAGACUUAAACCAACCACAAGGUGGUGAAGCAAAUGAAAUGUCAUAUGACGACAAAUAUAGACACUUCUCCAUGGCAAAGAUGAGACAAGUUUUAAAUAUUUACAAUAACCGUAAACAAAAAGGUUUGGGAAACCACUCCCCCGAAGAAAUGAAAAACAACCCUGACUUAGAGAAAGACUAUAUAUUUAAUAAUUUAGUCAAAAGAGACAAACAAGCAAGAAUGCCGGGCUUCAAACUUCAGAAAGGUGACAAAGUAAAAAUAGAAAUACCUAAACGCGACCCAUAUGAAAAUACUAUUGACUAUGACAACAAUGGGAACCCGACAGGUACUCACAUUCGUGUUCGUAAAAAUAGAAGAAAGUAUACAAGAGAAUAUUAUGAAGUUUUAGGCAAACAUGGCAAAAUGUACAGACUGCAAGCAGAAGAUAAAACUACUAUUGUCAGACCUCGUUUCAAACUUGUCAAAGUUCAAGGUGGUAUACUUUCAAAGACAGUUCCUAACAAAUAUAAGACAACUCCUGACGAAUAUGCUAAAGAAGUUGAAAAUGACGACUAA